UCGCUCCCCGGUGCAGGGGCGGAGCUUGAGGCCUGAGGGGCGGAGCCAGCGGCGGAGGGGGCGUGUCCGGGGCGGGGCCAGCGCCAUGCCGAAGCGCGGGAAGAAGAAGGAGGAGAGCGGCAGCGGGGACGAGGCCGGGCCCGGCCCUGCCAAGGCAGCCAAGGUGGCCAAGGCAGCGCCAGCCCCGUCCUAUGAGGACCCCCCCACCCGCGAGGCCACGGCCGACGGACGCCGCUGGACGCUCAAGGUGACCUCGUGGAACGUGGACGGGCUGCGAGCCUGGGUGCGCAAAGGCGGGCCCCAGUGGGUGCAGGAGGAGGCCCCGGAUGUGCUGUGCCUGCAGGAGACCAAGUGUGGGGUGUCAGCCGUGCCUCCCGAAAUCCGGGCGCUGCCGGGGCUCCCCCACCAGUUCUGGGCCAGCGCCGAGGGCCGGCCGGGCUACAGCGGCGUGGGGCUGCUGGCCAAGACUGAGCCGCUCAACGUCACCUACGGCAUUGGCGACCCCGAGCACGACGCCGACGGCCGCGUGGUCACGGCCGAGUUCCCGUCCCUCUUCGUGGUCUGCGCCUACGUCCCCAACGCCGGCCGGGGCCUGGUGCGCCUGGAGCCGCGGCUGCGCUUCGACAGCGCCUUCCUGGCCUUCCUGCGCCGCCUGGACGCCCGCAAGCCCGUGCUGCUGUGCGGCGACCUCAACGUGGCGCACGCCGAGAUCGACCUGUGCCACCCGCGCGCCAACCGCUCCAACCCCGGCUUCACGCCGCAGGAGCGCGAGGGCUUCGGCCGCCUGCUGGACGCCGGCUUCGUCGACUCCUUCCGCCACCUGUACCCCGAGGCGCGCGGCGCCUUCACCUUCUGGACGUACCUGGGCGGCGCGCGGGCGCGCAACGUGGGCUGGCGGCUCGACUACGCCRUGCUGUCGCGGCGGCUGCUGGACGCGCUGUGCGACUGCAAGAUCCGCAGCGCCGUGGCCGGCAGCGACCACUGCCCCAUCACCGCCCUGCUGGCCGUCUGAGGGGGUCGGCUCCGGCCGGCACCUCCUCGGGAUCGCCUUCAAUUCCCUCACAAUAGCUCCAAGUUGGGCGCUGAUGACGUCAUCGGGGCCGGGAUGGCAUCGGCUUUUAAUUACAGGUAUGUUGAUCCAAAAUAUCCCAAAAUUGACUCRAAGUUGGGCGACRACGACGUUAUCGAGGCCRAGGUUGCAUCGCCUACCUUGAUUGGCCGCAAGUUGACCAAAACGGCCCAAAAUUGGCUCAAAACAGCCCCAAAUUGACAUGAAUCCACCCAAAUUCAGGUUUGGAUGAUGUCAUUGAGGCCAAGGUGGCAUCUUGCUCUUGGUUUUAUCCCAAWUCCCCCCCAAAGCGGUCCAAAUUAGGGCCCCUCAGGUGCUGCUGUCGCUGCUCAGACACAAAACUCCCCCAAACAGCCCCAAAUCAGUUCCYACCCUUUGUUUACCCCGU
Malurus melanocephalus (red-backed fairy wren) is the source of this 1457-nucleotide messenger RNA. RefSeq names its product apurinic/apyrimidinic endodeoxyribonuclease 1 (gene APEX1). Gene Ontology annotation, cellular component: nucleus. Gene Ontology annotation, molecular function: DNA binding; double-stranded DNA 3'-5' DNA exonuclease activity; phosphoric diester hydrolase activity. The transcript is spliced from 4 exons. The record is from RefSeq and is a predicted model, not a curated record. Lineage: Eukaryota; Metazoa; Chordata; Aves; Passeriformes; Maluridae. Gene Ontology annotation, biological process: base-excision repair. Bases 86 to 1012 code for a protein of 308 amino acids.